UCCGUCCACUCCGAAUUUUGCCAUCAUACCUUGAUCCUCGACAUAUCACCCACAACCUCUCAUCGCAGCAACAACGUCAGCCAGCCAUCAAAUCAGUCGAAGUUUACUCGAAAGAUUUUGCGAUAAUACAACACUGCAUUAGAGAAAACCAUCCUAGGAUCCCGCGACAAUGUCGUUCACCAUCUCGAUCCGUCAGGGCCCAGCUCGUCUGGCCCAUCUGAUCAAGAGCACCAGCGCAAAGCCAACUACCCUUCGCGCUUUUCACCAGUCUGCUCCCAAAAACACUUUUUUCACAUCAAAGACAGCAACAUGGCGCCCGACGACGUCCUCCAGCCUUCUCACCCGCGCCUCGAGCCGAGCUUACCACCAGCACGCCCCGCAUGCUCCGGUGGACAACUCGUCGCUGAUGCGCAAGCUGCUCGUCGGCGGUGCCAUCUUUGGAGGAACCCUCGUGGCAACCAACCUGGUCUUUAACCGCGAGACCCGCGAGGAUGGAGGCAUGCCUCCUUACGAGCGCUCGUACCUCAACGACACCUUUUUGCACACCGGUCUGGGUGUCGGCAUAAUCGGCUUGACUGCCAGGCAGAUGAUCAAGACGGGAUUCGUGUAUCGCUUGAUGGUCACGAACCCUUGGGUCUUUGCCAUUGGCGGUCUAGGUCUCAGCUUUGCUACCAUGAUUGGCGCCAGGUCUAUUGACCCUGACAACUACGUACCCAAGUACGCCCUUUGGACGGCCUUCAACGCGACGCAGGCCGCUUUCGUCGCUCCUCUUCUCGCCUUCGUUCCGGGCCCUCUCAUUGCCCGUGCUGGCCUCUACACCAUCGCCAUGAUGGGCUCCAUCUCGUUUGUCGGCGCCACCGCCAAGCAGGAAAAGUACCUCUACAUUGGUGGACCCCUCCUGGCCGGUGCUGCCAUUGUUGCCGUCUCGGGGCUGGCUCCUCUCGUCGUCCCCGUGACUGCCGUUAGGACGCUUGCCUUCACCGAGAACCUCUGGCUCUACGGUGGUCUCGCAGUCUUUGGCGGCUUCACGCUCUACGACGUUCAGAAGGUCUUGCACCACGCCCGCCUUGCCGAGAGGGGUCUCAUAAAGAAGGAUCCUAUCUCUGAGAGCAUCAGCCUGGAGCUUGACUUCCUCAAUAUCUUUAUCCGCAUGGUGCAGAUCCUGAUGAUGCAGAACAACAGGCGAAAGUAAGCGGAGGAUGAAGACAUGCAUUUCUUUUGUUAUCAUGUAAUCAAGGUUUUGCGCUUUAGGGAGGUGAUUGUACUACCUAACUCUCUGCUCAAAAAUGGCAUUUAGCAGCCCGUACAUAACUGGUGUUGAGGCGUUGGAUUCCGUAGUGUAUAAUACCAGGAAAAUUGUUUUUAUGAACUACCUAAACUUUACAUUUUGCGCCCACAAUCAAAGCUACAGUCUAGAUUUUCGCUCUUCCCUCCUCCGGGCUGUCCUGCAGUCAUUUGAGCUCGGGGAAAUCCCUCAGGUGGUGGCUGGCACACUGGUACCCAGACGGGUUCUUGUGAAGGUACAACUGGUGGUAGUCCUCUGCGUCCCACCACUGUCCGGCUGGUAGCAGCUCCGUGACGAUCUUGCCCUUCCACCACUGCUCGUUUGCCUUUUGCGUCACCUCCCUCGCGAUCUUCUCCUGCUCGGCGUUGUGGUAAAACACGGCGCUUCGGUACUGGGUGCCUCUGUCGUUACCCUGCUGGUUGGGCGUCGUCGGGUCGUGCGUCUUGUAGAAGAACUCGACCAGCUGCCUGUAGCUGAUGCGGCUGGGGUCGAAGACGACCUGCGUCGCCUCGGCGUGGCCCGUCGCGCCCGAGCACACGGCCCGGUACGACGGGUUCUGCGCCUCGCCGCCAAUGUAGCCCACGCGCGCGUCGUACAGGCCCUUGUUCUCAAAGUGCUUGCGGAAGAUGUGCUCCACGCCCCAGAAGCAACCCGCCGCAAAGGUCGCCCGCUGAGCACCCUCGGGGAUCGUCGCUGCCGCCGCGCCGCCGCCGGAUGUGGCCUCGGAGACGGAGAGCAUGGUUGAUGUCGUAAAUGGUCGCGUCAGGCGGGUGAUGAAUGCCGGGGUCGAGAAUACCAUUGCGAAGAGUACUGCGAGGGCAGCGGUCAGUAUCGUCGCUGCCAGGACUGGUUUCGUUGACGGCCGGGAGGGUUUUAAUGGUGCGUUGGUUUUGGGCACCGUUUUUGAUUUUGGUUUGGUAGGGUGGGGUAGAGGCUUGGAAAGACUCGUAGAAGCUGUUGGGAGCUUGACGGGUAAAGGCGAUUGCGAUGGAUGUUGGUGCAGGUGUUGAGUUGCGAAUGGUUUACUGUAUCUGCCGGCAGUUGUGAUGUGGAAACGCAGAAUUAGAAUCUCUUAAAACAUACCCCAAUGCUUGGCCUAGUUCUCCAAAUCCAAAUUAGUCUAGACCGUCAGUGGCGAUCUUUUGCUUGUAAUGUAAUCAAGAGUUGAGCCUCGG
Messenger RNA from Pyricularia grisea, 2460 nucleotides. RefSeq lists its product as uncharacterized. Bases 170 to 1192 code for a protein of 340 amino acids. The transcript has 2 exons. Gene Ontology annotation, cellular component: mitochondrial inner membrane. The record is from RefSeq and is a predicted model, not a curated record. NCBI's taxonomy places the organism in Eukaryota, Fungi, Ascomycota, Sordariomycetes, Magnaporthales, Pyriculariaceae.